AAUCUCGUUGGACUUAAUGGAAUAAAUAGCUGCAUAUUACAUCAAUGGUAUGACUACUCCCUCAAUUUUCAAGGCUUACCGAGAAAUUGAAGAAUUCGUGAAUAAAUUAAAGAAGAAAUUUCCUGGAAUUUCCUUGCCUGCUAUUCCAAAAUACAGCUUAGCAGAAAACUAUACAGACCAAGAAAAAUUACAAGCUCUUAAUGAAUUUAUGGAGGAUUUAUCCAAGAAUAGAGAAAUAUGUGUUUCACCAAUAUUUACUCAAUUUAUACGAAUCAACCCUAAUCAAUUAACUUCACUUAAGUCCUGCACAACUUCUGAUAUUACUCAGAAUUUUGAAUCUGGAACUGAAAAGGAUAUCUUUUUGAAAAUGAAAAAGAAAACUGAUUCAGAAGAUAAGCAGAGUUUUUUGCAAAGCAGCGUCCCUAGUGAAAUAAAUGAUGAUUUAUUUCAAUCAAAACUCAAAGAAAAGACCGCUAAUGGUACUAUCUCAAUGAAACAGAAUCUUUCUGCUGGAUUAUUUGAUGAAUUUGAUGAUGAUAAUCUCUUUAGUACAAGUACAGCAAAAACCGUUUCCAGUAACCGUAAAAAAGUGGAAAAGAACCAUGAAGUAAGAAGUACUAAAAUUGAACCACGUAAGAAGCCUGAAGUGGGGAAAACAUUAGAUGUAGAUGAUUCUCAAAUAAUUAUUAAAGAUCGGAAACAGGGUGAUCUAUCUUUAUUUGACGAACAAGAUUUUGGUGAUUAUAUUACUAAAGAAGAAGAAUCAUUGUUUCUCGUUACACCCAAUAUUAAAGAAGGUAAAAGGAACACACUUCUUUUGUUAAGUGAUGAUACACCAUCUAGUAAAACAGAUAGCAGCUCGCAAGAAAAUUUAGAUGAUUUGCUCAAUCUUGAACCUUUACCAGAAUCCCCCUCAGCUAAUAAGAAGUUUCUGGAGAUGGAAUUUGAGAAGGAAGUGAAAGAAGAAUCUCUGCAAAGUCCUCCUUCAAAAGUAGCUUCUGUUGAAGAUGAAAAACCAGAGAAGCCCUUGCCGUCGAAACCAGUGCCUUUACCCAGGAAAAAAUCACUGGGAAAGGUAGAUACUGAAGCAAUACCAAAGCCAGAGGUAAUGCCUAGAAAAGUGUUCCUCGAUAAACCUCAAGUUCCUAGCAAACCUGCACCACCUCCCGUUGCCACAAGGUCUAAAGCGCCUCCUCCAGUUCAGGCGAAACCAACUCUGGCACCAAAACCCAAACCACCUCCCCUGAGGCCUAAACCGGGCAACUUAGUGAAAUCUAAAGAUGCUAAAGCUUUAGAUGUGGCCAAUGCCAACGACUCCGAAACGAACAGUAGCAAUCUGAAUUCCGGAUCUGAUCUAACUAAUGAUUUAAAUCAGUUCGAUAUACUGAAGUACAUUGAGCAAGAAGAAAAAAUUUUGGAAUCUGAAGCCAGUUUGUUUGAUUAGUUGUUAUAUUUUUUGUUUUGCAAUGAGUUUUUUUUUUUUAUUUCUGUUAUUAUUUUUACUGUGCAAUUAUUUUUAAAUCAAAGUAUCUAUGUGUUCGCAAAUUUUGCUUAUAAAAUACAAUUGACAUAUUAGGCAUGUUUUCAGGGUACAUCGGGUAAUGGUUGUCGACCGUUGCCUGACGUAUAUUCAUAUGCAAAUAUGACACGAUUUUAGACCUAACGGAUUAAUUGAUUUAUCUAUUCAUUUGCAUGAAUGAAUUGAUCGUCAGUUCCGAAAUGAAACCUAAAAGCAGAGUAAGUGUUACUGUAUUCAGUCAAUCUGAAACAUCUGGAUACGCAGUUUCUUAAUAAAAUUAAUUGAUAGAAAAGAGCCAAUCUGCCAUUUUCAAUUGCGUGUUAGGGCUAGGCAAUGCGUCACGGUUAGCCGAUGCAGUUUCUUUUGAUUUGUGAUUAGAUUGCGCACCGAUCGCAAAUCAAAGAACCAAUGUACUGAUAAUGAAGCAAAAGUUUUUUUUUUUUUGCUCAAAAUAAAAAUUAAAAAGUUAACAGCUCAAAAUAGCAAAAGGAAAACAAAAUGCUGAUACAUAUUUUGUCAUUAUAAGGGACUCCUUUUUCAAUGCAAGAAAAUGUGAGCUUGUGAGUAAAUAGAAUGCGUGACUUUGCUGCCAUAAGCUUUUUUUUACAUUGAGAAACAGGAGACUCUUUGUAAUCCUUAAACACAUGUCUGUAAUAUUUUUUUGCUAUUUUGCACUUUUAGCUCUUUUUUUUGAAAUAAAUUUUUGCCAAUACUAGUAUCUAUUUGUAAGUAUUUUGCAUACGUCUUUUAUCGUGUACAUAUUUUGUAAAAUUUAAAAAAAAAAAACGAAAGUUCAAGUAUAGCUAACAUUUAUAAUAAACAGUUAGAAUUUUUACCAAUGUAAAUUAAUACCUAUUGUUUUAAUGAGUAAACGUAUUAUACUAUUUUUUAAUUAUUUGUGAGUUAAAUUUGAGAUUAUACAUCCAUCUUUUUUGUAAUGAUCAGUGAUUACGUUGUAAUAAUUUUAUUUUUUAGUUUUAACUACUUGAAUUAGUUUGGGAUGCAUCGCAAAAUUGUGAUGUAAGGUUAUCACGAUGCAUAAAUUUCUACAUCGCCCAGUCCUAAUUGCAUGUAUUACUUUUAUUCUAAUUUCUCCAUUUUCAUGGUUUUUCUUUUCCAUAUUUUGAUGAUAUAUUUAGCAAUAAUACCAAAAGUGAAGAGAAAGAAUGUUCCAAAAGUCGGAGAAAUCAAUUUAGAAACAUUAACUACAAUUUCCAUGUAUAUUCAGUACGCACUUCAUAUGAUGAAAUACACACUUCGUUUAAUUAAUUAUAGUAAAAUAAUUUGGAGUAAUUUAUUCCCUAUCUUUAUUUGUAAUUCGUUAAAUGUCAAUCUUGUCCAAAUAUGGGCAGCGCUCUUUGUUGUUAAUUCAUCAAAGUUUUCGUUUCGUAUUUUGUAAAUUAAUUUUUGUUUUAAUUUUUGAAAUAUUUCAAAUUUUGUUGUUGUGUAAAAUACUUUACUGUAAUUGUUGAAUGUAUUUUGUAAAUCUCUGGAAGUCAUUUUUACUUUAUCGUAUCAUUAAAUGGUUGUUGUUUAAAUUUUGUUAUGUUUCGGAAAUAAAAUUUGAC
Messenger RNA from Uloborus diversus, 3087 nucleotides. Its product is annotated as HCLS1-binding protein 3-like. Lineage: Eukaryota; Metazoa; Arthropoda; Arachnida; Araneae; Uloboridae. The record is from RefSeq and is a predicted model, not a curated record. Gene Ontology annotation, molecular function: phosphatidylinositol binding.